GAGCCUGUCACGCUGGCUGUCAUCGGCUGUGGUCAGAGGGGGACUACCUAUGCCAAAUAUGCCCUUGAUCACCCGCAGAAGUGCAAGGUAGUUGCUAUUGCAGAUCCGAGGCUAAAGACCCGCGAUCUCUUUGCCCGCACUCACAAGCUCGACCGCACCCUCGUGUUUAAUACAUGGCAGGAACUCUUAAAGGCAUCUGCUGAAACCAUUCAAACCAUCGGGAAGCGUCUAGCGGAUGCUGUCAUUGUUGCGGUGCAAGACCGCAUGCAUCGUGAGGUGGUAUUGGCGUUCGCCGCCCAGGGAUACCAUAUACUUUGCGAGAAACCCAUGGCUACAAGCCUUCAAGACUGCCUUGAGAUGGAGAAGGCAGUCAAAAACGCUGAUAUCAUCUUCGGAAUGGGUCACGCAGUCUUGCGCUACUCCCCUUAUAGCAAGGCCGUCACCGAAGUUGUCCGUUCAGGACACCUGGGCGACCUGAUCAACGCCGUUCACGUUGAGCCAGUUGGUUAUUUUCACUUUGCUCACUCUUAUGUUCGUGGCAAUUGGAAGAAAGAGUCUGAGAGUUCUUUUUCUCUCAUGAGCAAGAGCUGCCAUGACAUUGACAUCCUGUGUCAUUGGCUUUCCCCUGCAAUUCCGACGCGAGUCUCUUCGUUCGGCUCUUUGCAGCAUUUCCGCAAUGAGAAGAAGCCUCCCGCAGCAGGCGCUGCAACUCGGUGUUUAGAUUGUCCGGUGGAGCAAGAUUGUCCAUACAGUGCAAAGAAAAUAUACCUGGACCCUGUUUCUCGCGGAAAUACUAACUGGCCUGCCAGCACUGUUGUUGAUGGAAUACCAGAUAUAGAGAAUAUCACCGAUGCUCUGCGAAAUGGACCUUACGGACAAUGCGUAUACGAAAGCGAUAACGAUGUCUGUGAUCAUCAGGUUGUAAAUAUCGAGUAUUCCACAGGGGCCACUGUUUCAUUCACGAUGGUGGCAUACACCUCCUUGAUUUGCGAUCGCCAGACACGUUUGCACUUCACACACGGCGAGAUAGUUGGUGAUAUGUAUAAUUUUACUGUCACCGACUUCCGCACGGGGCGUAAGACGACACACUACCCGAAGAACGAAGGUGGUGGCCACGGAGGAGGAGAUCUGGGUCUUAUCAGUACUUUCGUCGAGGCCGUGCGCACAAACAAUCAAGAGCUACUUGGGACUGAUGUCUCCGAGAUGCUCAAGAGUCAUCUUACCGUUUUUGCUGCCGAGACAAGCAGGAGAGAAGGUAGAGUGGUUGAUUGUGCGAAGUUUGAGAAAGCUAUUAGAUCAGAAUUAAAAAUGUAGGUGUACAUUUCGGGAAUGAUAUGCGAGUUACUACUGAUCAUUGCUACUUACAUCACCCGCCUUCGAGCAUGAUCAGCUGGCGUAGUAUGCUGUGCAGUCAUUUAGGCC
Messenger RNA from Suillus paluster, 1422 nucleotides. RefSeq lists its product as uncharacterized. The transcript has 6 exons. Gene Ontology annotation, molecular function: nucleotide binding. The record is from RefSeq and is a predicted model, not a curated record. The annotation marks the transcript as partial. NCBI's taxonomy places the organism in Eukaryota, Fungi, Basidiomycota, Agaricomycetes, Boletales, Suillaceae.